CGGUAGUUCCAAUUCUUUGCAUCAUGAUCUCUCAUGAAGAAGCUGACACUGAAGAAACAGUAACUUGUCUCCACCUGACCUUUUACCAUCCUUGCCAAGAAGACAAGAUGAUGUUUCGGUGCUUGAAUUUCUGUAAGAGAGAACGGGUCAGGGCAGAUGAGGUGGCCAAGUUUGGCCGUGACUCUAACAUCUGCCACUACAACUUACUGGACACUCGCGUUUCUCGGAUUCAGUUUUCACUGCAGUUCUACAGGAAACUCAACAGCUCAGAAUCUUCUUUUGAGAUAAAGAACAUGAGCAAGAAAACGAAACUGAUUGUGGACAAAACAGAACUGUGGUACUUAAACAAAAUUGACCUGCCCUGGAAGUGCAUCAUUUGUUUUGGGGACUACCAGAUCUUAGCAGAGAUUCAAGAAGGGGAGGCCACAGAUUAUUUUGAGACUCACUUACACUUGGCUCAAGUGCCAAUCUUACAAGAAAGAUGCCUGCCAUCACUGCAGCCUAUACCAGAGAAUGGCUUUUCUUCUUCUGCCUUUGCGUCCCAAGGCAAAAACCCCAUAGAGAUUGAUGAAAAUGAGUCCUGCUAGCAGGGAGGAGGCUGCAUCAGAUCUGGGUCAUCUGAAGACCACUCAGCUUCCCAAACUGAAAGCUGCCAUCUCAGUCCACUGUUCUUGAUAGUUCUCACCACUGCACAGCAGUCUUCUUCCUUGCUGUUCUCAGCAGAGCCAUACCAGAACAUACUUUUUCAACAGACUCCAGCCAGUCUUCACCAGGACAUGCAAUGCUCUCCAAUCCCCACCAUUUGCCUCAAACAUCUGGGAAACAGAAGGUCAC
Indicator indicator is the source of this 834-nucleotide messenger RNA. RefSeq names its product TRAF interacting protein with forkhead associated domain (gene TIFA). Gene Ontology annotation, molecular function: protein binding. The record is from RefSeq and is a predicted model, not a curated record. The transcript has a single exon. Bases 24 to 587 code for a protein of 187 amino acids. Lineage: Eukaryota; Metazoa; Chordata; Aves; Piciformes; Indicatoridae. Gene Ontology annotation, biological process: canonical NF-kappaB signal transduction.